Heterotrigona itama is the source of this 1832-nucleotide messenger RNA. The record is from the annotation of a GenBank genome assembly. NCBI's taxonomy places the organism in Eukaryota, Metazoa, Arthropoda, Insecta, Hymenoptera, Apidae.
AUUUAGACAUGGAUAAUAAUAAAAUUUAUUGUCCGAUCUGUUCUGAAAGAUUUCCUUCUACGGUAAUAGAAAAUCAUGUUAGCAAAUGUUUGUUCUUAAAUGAAUCGACAAGCAAAGAAUCUCCAUCGUCCUUUAAAGAUGGAAGUCCUGCAAGGAAAUAUAUGAAAUUAACCAAUACCGAGGCAAAAAAGGGCAGUUUAAGAUUAACGAAAAAAGCAACAAAUUCGAUAGAAUCGCCAGUAACAAAUACAGAUUCCCAUUGUCCAAAUUCGACGUCAGUAAUUAACAGUAAUACAGACAAAGAAAUUAGAAAAUUAUUUGGGAAUGAUCACGUACCUCUUGCCGAACGUAUGAGACCCACAACACUUUCAGAGUAUGUUGGUCAAUCUCAUAUUCUCGGGCCGUCAACUGUCCUGUAUCAAUUAUUGAAUAAAUCUGAAAUACCAAAUAUAAUUUUAUGGGGCCCACCUGGUUGUGGAAAGACAUCUUUGGCAAAUGUUAUAGCUCAUAUAUGUAAAAAUAAGUCAAAUGGUAAAAUGAGAUACGUGAAGCUGUCUGCGGCAAUGGCUGGCGUAAGUGAAGUAAAAGAAGUAAUCGCCAUAGCUUCCAACGAGUUAAAAUUUAAUAGACGCACGGUGAUUUUUAUGGAUGAAAUACAUCGUUUUAAUAAAAAUCAACAAGAUGUAUUUUUAUCACACGUUGAGUCUGGUACUAUCACGCUGAUCGGUGCUACAACAGAGAAUCCUUCUUUUAGUUUAAACUCUGCGCUUUUGAGUCGCUGUAGAGUCAUUGUUUUGGAGAAAUUAAACAUAUCUAAUUUGAUAUCUAUACUGAAUCAAGCUGUGUCUUCUCUAGAUGGAGCGAUACAUGGCUCAAACAAAUUGGAAAAUACCGAUCGAAUACCAAAGUUUAUUAUAGAUGAACAAACCAUAGAAUGGUUAGCAGGAACUUGUGACGGCGAUGCACGUAUAGCAUUGGGUGGUUUGGAAUUAGCAGUUCAAUGUAAAGUGCAAAGUAACGAAGAAUUUUUACAAAAUGGUCCUGUAAUCAUAACGUUAAACGACAUUCAAGAGAACCUGAAGAAAACUCAUAUGUUAUAUGACAAGAAGGGUGAUCAGCAUUACGAUAUGAUUUCAGCUCUGCAUAAAUCUGUCCGAGCGAGUGACGAAAAUGCUUCUCUUUACUGGUUAACGAGAAUGAUAUUAGGUGGUGAAGAUCCAGUUUAUAUUGCGCGGAGGUUAGUUAGAAUGGCAUGUGAAGAUAUUGGUUUGGAAGAUCCGAAAGCCCUCGAAAUUGCCGUAAAUACAAUGCAUGGUUGCAAGUUGAUAGGAAUGCCCGACUGUGAUGUCAUUUUGGCACAAUGUACAACGUAUUUGGCGAGAGCAUCAAAGUCUAGGUUAAUGGACGAUGCACUCAGAGCUGCUCAAAAAGUAGUAGCUGAACAUAAAGGACCUCAACCUGGAGUACCUUUACAUUUAAGAAAUGCUCCAACAAAGCUUAUGAAGAAUCUAGGUAAUGAUAAUUACAUAUUAUUUGUCAUUAGUAAGAAUUAUAUGUAUAAUUUGGUAAAAGAUAUCUUUUUAAUGAUAUAUUUUUUAUAAACUCUAUUUUAGGAUACAGCAAAGGUUACAACAUGAAACAUAGAGAUGAAUCGGGGUUGAAUUAUUUACCAGAAGGAUUAGAAAAUGUAAAUUUUUUCGAUCGUUAUUAAAAUUACACGAGUAUGAGUUUUCAACAAGUUUUAAUGAAAGAUUGGUUACAAUACAUUUAUUAUAUUAUUUACUAUACUACAGGAUACAGAGUGUAACGUAAAAGCUAUGCUAAUUAGAUAU